GGUGCCGAUGAUCAAAACAACGCAAGAAGCCAAGAAGGGCAUCAUUCAUUGAACAAAAGUUUAUGUAAUGAUAGGACACUACAUCAAUUGGUUAAUUGAUAAAGAAUAAUGUUCUGCGAAGUAGGUGAUUAUUCCUCUAUUAAGCUGAAAGUCGCCAGAGUAGACCAUAAUUAUACGAACAAAAUGAAACUGUAUGACUACCAACUAAGGCAAAGCUCACCAUUCCAUGUAAUCGAUUUUCUCGCUCUCUCUCUCUCACCAAACACCCCUAAGCUUUCUCUCUCAGGAAUUUGCUGCUAGAGAUUUGGUGAUUUGGGGCGUUAUUGGAAGAGAUUGUAAAUGCAGAGACCAACGACGGACGCAAUUAGCAUGGGGAAAAGGAGCCUGGAGAGUGGAGAAGAUGACCAGCCUGAACGAAAGAGGCCUGCUCUUGCCAGUGUAAUUGUGGAAGCUCUCAAGGUGGAUAGUUUGCAGAAGCUUUGCUCAUCUUUAGAACCUAUUCUUCGUAGAGUUGUGAGUGAAGAAGUGGAACGAGCUUUGGCAAAGUUAGGUCCUGCAAGACUUAGUGGAAGGUCUCCUCCUAAAAUGAUUGAAGGCCCUGAUGGUAGAAGCUUGCAGCUGCAGUUUAGGUCCAGGCUGUCUCUUCCCCUGUUCACCGGUGGAAAAGUGGAAGGCGAGCAGGGGGCUCCAAUUCAUGUUGUUGUGAUUGAUGCCAAUAGUGGAAAUGUUGUAACAUCUGGAGCUGAAUCCUGUGUUAAACUUGAUGUUGUCGUCCUUGAAGGUGAUUUUAACAAUGAAGAUGAUGAAGAUUGGACUCAAGAAGAAUUUGAAAGCCAUGUGGUGAAAGAACGUGAAGGAAAGAGACCUUUGUUGACUGGGGACCUGCAAGUGACACUCAAGGAAGGAGUUGGAACCUUAGGGGAACUGACAUUUACAGAUAAUUCAAGCUGGAUUAGGAGCCGUAAGUUCAGGCUUGGCCUGAAGGUUGCAUCAGGUUUUUGUGAGUCCAUACGCAUUCGGGAAGCUAAGACAGUGGCUUUCACUGUUAAAGAUCAUAGAGGAGAAUUAUAUAAGAAGCAUUAUCCUCCUGCAUUGAGUGAUGAAGUGUGGAGAUUGGAGAAGAUAGGCAAGGAUGGCUCAUUUCACAAGAAGCUGAAUAAUGCUGGAAUACUCACAGUUGAAGACUUUCUUCGACUUGUGGUUAAAGAUCAACAGAGAUUGCGGAAUAUCCUUGGAAGUGGGAUGUCAAACAAGAUGUGGGAGGCUCUCCUAGAACAUGCAAAAACAUGUGUUCUAAGUGGGAAGCUCUAUGUUUAUUAUCCAGAGGAUACAAGAAAUGUUGGCGUCAUUUUUAACAACAUCUAUGAGCUGCGUGGACUUAUAUCAGGAGAACAAUUCUUUUCUGCUGAUUCUCUGACUGAUAGCCAGAAGGUUUAUGUAGAUUCAUUGGUGAAGAAGGCAUAUGACAAUUGGGAUCAGGUUGUGGAGUAUGAUGGCAAAUCACUUGUGAAUGCAAACCAAAAUAAUAGGUCUGUUGCAUCUGAAAAUGAACUUCGUGUUGAGUCAAUUGAUUAUGGCAGUGGUUUAGAUCAUCAACUGCAAAUGCCGGCCCUCCCAGUGUCUGUUCCUUCUGAACAGGAAAUGAAUUCUGGGAUGGCAGUUGGAGGUUAUGAUGAUAACAUGGUAACAAGAUAUCCAACCCAGUCACUGAUUUCGAACUCCAACUCCCGGAGUCAGUUUGAGAGCUCAUUAUAUCUGUCUAAUGAUCAAUUAAUCAGCAAUGCUCACCAAACCCCAAGCACCAGGAAUGAUCAUGGCAUGGUUGGGUUAGCUCUUGGUCCUCCUCAAUCAUUGACAUCAGGGUUCCAUGCUGGUAGCUCUUCUGUUCAGCCAUCUACUCUAAAUCCUUUUGAUGACUGGUCACACAACAGGGACAGGGGGGUUGACGAAUUCUUUUCAGAAGAAGAAAUUCGUAACAGAAGUCACGAGAUGCUAGAGAAUGAAGAUAUGCAGCACUUGCUUCGCCUCUUCAGCAUGGGAGGUCAUGCUUCCAUGAAUGCUGAGGAUGGCUAUUCAUUCCCAUCAUUCAUGCCAUCUCCCAUGCCAAACUAUGAUGAGGAUCGCUCCCGCCCAGGCAGAGCUGUUGUGGGAUGGCUGAAGAUCAAGGCAGCAAUGAGGUGGGGCUUCUUUAUCAGGAAGAUAGCAGCUGAGAAGCGGGCACAGAUAGAGGAAUUAGAUGAAUAGGUUGUUUGGACUAUGGUUGCAGGCUUAACAAAUAGCCUUAAGAUUAUACUGAUAUUCUGCAAAUUUAGUUGUCUUCAUCCGUGCCAACCAAAUUGUGCAGUCCAUGGUAUUGACAUUCUUGAUUUAUGCAUCUGUAUCUGAUUUGACAGCGCCUUUGUCCAGUGUCCUGUUGUACAGUGUGUUGAAGUUUAGGAAGAACCGUGAUUGACAUUUGUUUAUCCAUUGGCUUUGGGUUUUAGGGAUGUUGUGUUUACGGAACACCUGUUAUAUUUGCGAUGAUAGCCCAGAUUUGUCAUCUCACUUAAUGUAUAUUAAUUAUGAGCCACUUAAUUUUCUAGUUGUAUUAUCAGUUAUUAUCUUUUCAUCACCCGUGGAUUUCUCCUGCACUGUAAACUUUAAUUUUUAGAGACUCGUGGGUGUCAAUACCAAAUUUACACUUCUUAUCCUUCUCUCUCUCUUUUUAUGUACAUCAUGUCAUUCCUAUAUUUAUCAUUUCUCUCAUUUUCUUUUCUCUUAAGUGUAGACACUCGUGGCAUGUCUACCAGCAAAUAAACUUCUAGGUUAGUUCAUAAGAUUGAGAGCUCCUGGAUAAAUUAGUAUUGAGAUUGAAUUCAUUACAUUUUGGCGCGCUGGAUUGUCGUCGGCAAGUUGAUCUCCGACUAGUAGAGGAAGGAAAGAAUAAUGUGAAAUGAUUUCGUUUUAAUUAACGUGACGAAAACUAGAUACGUUGAUCCGUAGCAGUAGCGGAACCGAAUAAUGUACGAAAUAAUCCCACUCGAAAGUUCAGGGUCGUAGUACCUUAUCUGAAUCCGUGUGUGCCAUAGACUUUUAUUGAAUUGCUUUUGAUUUAUUUUACCUCUUUCUUCUUUUUUUUUCUCCAGGUCUUCUAAAAUAAAAACUGCAGGGAAAUUUAAUAGAGAAAAGAAUCUUCUUUUAUUAUAAAAUGGAUAUACAUAUACCUCUUAAGAAUGGCCUUAAUUGUUAACAUAGUGAUUACAGAAGAGGAAACAAAUGAAAGAAUUAAACUCAAUAGCAUGCAUCAAUAAACCAAUAUUUGAAUUCUACUGAUUAUAGAAAAAUAUAACGAAUGUGCUGCUCUAUUUUCUCUUUAAGAGGCGUUGCAUUCUGGAGGAAGACCCUGUGGAAAGCGCUUUGUGUCUGUACAGUAAUUGUAUAUUAUGUAGUUCUUCUGCACCCACUUUAACCUCUCUUGGCCUGUAGCAUCCAACUGCUGUGAAAGCCAGGAGCUGCUAGUAUCAGCAUUAGAUGUAGAACUUGAAGAACCACAAGAUGAUGCUCCAGAAGACCAAACGCAAGCAUUAGCAUUAAAAUUUCUGUAGGAAGAUGUGAAUGGAGCUUGUGUCCAAUCUGUCUUGACAAGUCCACCUCUUGUUGCCCAAUCAUCUGCAUUCCACAAACUAGAAUAUAUUCUCAUGGGCUGGUUCUUUGGGAAGGGGACACCAAUAUUCUCUGAGUUCUUGAACUCUCUAAUGGGAGUGCCAUCAACCGAGAAUCUGAAUUAAGAGCAAAGGAAAUAGUUAGUCCGUGCAUGACGACAACAUAGGGUGGAGAAAAAGGAAAGAGAGUGGUAAAUGGGUGAAUUAGGACAUACAUUAUACGCUGAGGAUUCCAUGUUAUAGAAUAAGUGUGGAAAUCAGCAGUUGGGUCGAACCAUAGAUAGAAUUGUUGUUCCCUGUUCCCUUUGCCUUGGCUGAAAACGUUGGUGUGAAGAAUGUAAGGGUCACCACUCAAAUUUCCUAGAAACUCAUAGUCUAUCUCAUCCCAAGUUGCUCCUUUUGAAGAUAACUGCAAACAAAAGCAACGUUUUUAUCAACCCUGAAUCACAAUGUAUAAAAUGAAUAAUAUAAAAGGGAAAAACAAAGCCAACCCAUUAAUAUGUUAUUGUUAUUGUAUAAUAACAAAAUAACUUACAUAAUAGGCAGUGACAGUGCCAGCAGAGUUUCCUGGAACGAGCUUAAGCUGCAUGUCAAUCUUCCCAAAGAGAUAUUCGUUCUUGGAUUGGAAUCCUGAACCAGAUGCUUUGUCCAGUGAGAGAGUGAGUAACUCUCCAUUGUUAAGUAUCUUGGCGCGACCAUCUCCCCAAGUUAUGUCAAAGUCUUUGUUGAAGUCACCAGCAGAAGCAACCAUGAGAGAGCUAAUGAGAAGGGGCAUUAGAAGAAGCAUGUAAGAGACAAUUGAAGCCAUCUCUACUGUGAAUUGUUUGAAAACAGUGGUAGUGCA
This is a messenger RNA of Abrus precatorius (Indian licorice), 4485 nucleotides long. Its product is annotated as calmodulin-binding protein 60 B. The transcript is spliced from 10 exons. Gene Ontology annotation, biological process: regulation of salicylic acid biosynthetic process. The coding region runs from base 340 to 2244 and encodes 634 amino acids. NCBI's taxonomy places the organism in Eukaryota, Viridiplantae, Streptophyta, Magnoliopsida, Fabales, Fabaceae. Gene Ontology annotation, cellular component: nucleus. Gene Ontology annotation, molecular function: DNA-binding transcription factor activity; sequence-specific DNA binding; calmodulin binding. The record is from RefSeq and is a predicted model, not a curated record.